This is a messenger RNA of Danio aesculapii, 1616 nucleotides long. It is a transcript of the gene rab34b, whose product is annotated as RAB34, member RAS oncogene family b. The transcript has 11 exons. The coding region runs from base 261 to 1025 and encodes 254 amino acids. Gene Ontology annotation, molecular function: GTP binding; GTPase activity. The record is from RefSeq and is a predicted model, not a curated record. Gene Ontology annotation, biological process: phagosome-lysosome fusion; endocytosis. Lineage: Eukaryota; Metazoa; Chordata; Actinopteri; Cypriniformes; Danionidae.
GAGACCGAGGCGAGCUCUGAGCACAGUCAAGCAGUAAGAACUGUCCGUUAGGUUACUUCUAUAUAAUUACUUUCCUUUUUACAUAUUUGAUACAUUUGUCGCAAAAAGAGAACAUAACAACAAACAUGUGUCGACUUAAUAGUUGCUAUUAAGUCUAAAAUAAGCUACUUGUAGAAGGUAAAAAAUCCUCUGCUCACUGAGAAGGACAGAAUGGUGGAGUGUUUGUGGUUGUGUCAAUGUGCUCUUGUUAAAGCUCUCACAUGAUGAAUUCUUUACCCCCUGUGAAAGGAGACCGGAUCAUCUGUGAACUCCCUUUGUACUUUACAAGAGACGCUGCAGUGCACACCAAAGAUGGCUUCAAUAUUACUGUUAGAGAGGCUUGUCAAGGGCAGAAAACAGGAUUAAAUGUAGCCAAAGUCAUUGUCGUUGGUGAUGUUGGAGUCGGGAAGACCUGUUUAAUAAACAGAUUCUGCAAAGACUCAUUUGACAGAACGUACAAGGCAACUAUUGGAGUGGAUUUUGAGAUGGAGAGAUUUGAGGUUCUUGGGGUGCCCUUCAGUUUGCAGCUGUGGGACACAGCAGGUCAGGAAAGAUUUCGAUGCAUUGCUUCCACAUACUACAGAGGAGCGCAAGCCAUCAUCGUUGUGUUUGACCUGAGCAAUUAUGAUUCUCUGGAUCACGCGAGAGAAUGGCUUGAAGAUGCCAUGAGAGACAAUGACCCAUCCAGUGUUCUGCUCUUCCUCGUGGGAACCAAGAAGGAUCUUAGUCACCCAGAUCUGUUGGCCCAAAUGGAGCAGGAAGCCAUACGAUUGUCUGAGGAGAUCAGAGCCGAGUACUGGGCAGUUUCUGCUCUGUCAGGUGCGAGUGUGAGAGAUUUCUUCCUGCGGGUUGCUUCUCUUACAUUUGAGGCCACUGUUUUAUCUGAGCUGGAGAAGAACAAUUCUAGACGAGCUGGUGAUAUCGUCAAAAUCUCUAAUAAUUGUGACGACGGUUUUAAGAAGAGGCAAUCCAGCUGCUGCCACUGACUGAACGGCAAUGUAUGUAAUGUGUGGAUUUGAUCAAAUGGGAAUAGAUCAUGUGACUGUAGAAUACAGGCUUAAGGAAACUGGGAUAAUGUCCCAUAAAGACAGAGUAAAAGAAAGGUUUAAUCAGAAGACUGGCCAGUGAGAUAAUGAGGGAAUCUCUGCAGGAAGCCAUCUGAAAGUCAAGUCUGGAUAGUCUUUAGAUGUGCACUAGUGAAUGCAAUAUUAUAUUUCAUGUAUUUUUAUGACUUGAAAGUGCUGCAUCAAGAUUUUAUGUGGAUACACAUUAACAGAACACAGAGUUUGUCACACACUAUAAAAUAACCUGGAUCAAGUGAGUGUUAUUCUGGAUAAAAAUAUAUUAAACCAUUCAGAUGAAUGAAACCGGUAUAAAAAUAAAAUAGUAAUUUAUAGUAAAUACUGUAGUGUUUUUAAACUACACUAUAGUGAAGUACUUAGUUAUUCUGUUGUUGUAAUUCUGUAGUAGCUCUGGUAAUAUAACUAUUGUAAAAUAGACAGAUUACCCAAUGUGGUGCUAAUUUACAGUACUAACUAUACUAAUACAAUACAACACACUUUACUGUAGUAAAAACU